This is a messenger RNA of Sesamum indicum (sesame), 1850 nucleotides long. Its product is annotated as vacuolar-processing enzyme. Gene Ontology annotation, biological process: vacuolar protein processing. The record is from RefSeq and is a predicted model, not a curated record. Gene Ontology annotation, molecular function: cysteine-type endopeptidase activity. Lineage: Eukaryota; Viridiplantae; Streptophyta; Magnoliopsida; Lamiales; Pedaliaceae.
UAUACUAUGAUACUCAUCAACUCACAGGUCACACCCCAACCAAACUCAACCAUUUUCCCGCGGAAUAAUAUUGUAGUACUAUAAAAGUGUUUGCUUCCCGCCACGAACGUAGAUGAUGGUACGCUGCACCGCUGCACUUUUCCUCCUUGCACUGUCCAUCCUGUCAGUCGCCGAUGGCCGGCAUGAUUUCCUCAAACUCCCUUCUGAAGGUCGCCGAUUAUUCGGGUCAUCGCCCGUUGGAGCAUAUGAUGAUUCUGCGGGUACCAAAUGGGCUGUCCUGGUGGCAGGGUCCAAUGGUUACGAGAAUUACAGGCACCAGGCUGAUGUAUGCCAUGCAUAUCAAAUCUUGAAAAGAGGUGGUCUGAAGGAUGAAAAUAUUAUUGUUUUUAUGUAUGAUGACAUUGCCAACAAUGUGGAGAACCCUAGACCUGGUGUCAUCAUUAACAGCCCUCAUGGUGAGGAUGUAUACAAGGGAGUUCCAAAGGAUUAUGUUGGUGAGGAUGUUACUGCACACAACUUUUUUGCUGUACUCCUUGGGAACAAAACUGCACUGAAAGGAGGUAGCGGAAAGGUUGUCGAUAGUGGUCCGAAUGAUCAUAUCUUCAUAUAUUAUGCAGAUCAUGGAGCAGCUGGAUUACUUGGGAUGCCCACUAGUCGUGAAAUAUAUGCCGAUGAACUGAUCAAUGUCUUGAAAAAGAAACAUGCUUCUGGAACAUAUAAGAGCUUGGUGUUUUACGUUGAAGCUUGUGAGUCUGGAAGUAUGUUUGAAGGUCUUCUUCCUGAAGGCUUGAAUAUAUAUGCAACAACUGCAUCAAAUUCGGAGGAGAGUAGCUAUGCAAUCUACUGCCCGGGAUACGACCCUAGUCCUCCCCCUGCAUAUGAUACCUGCUUGGGUGACACAUAUAGUGUUUCCUGGAUGGAGGAUAGUGACAGUCACAAUCUUCAGACCGAAACUUUGAAGCAGCAGUACCAAUUGGUCAAGAAUCGAACAGCAAGUCAAGAUCCUGAUUUGAGCUCCCAUGUUAUGCAAUAUGGUGAUUUGAAGCUAAGCGCGGAGACUCUUUCCGUGUAUAUGGGUACUCAUCCUAAUAAGGAUAAUCAUACUAUUGUGUAUGACAAUUCUCCGAGACCAUCUUCAGGGGUCAUUAACCAGCGCGAUGCUGAUGUUUUACAUUUCUGGCAUAAGUUCCGUGGCGCUCCUCAAGGGUCUGCCAAGAAAUUUGAAGCCCAAAAGCAGCUUGCUGUAGCUAUGGCACAACGAACACAUGUUGAUAGCAGUAUUCAACUCAUUGGGAAACUUAUUUUCGGAACUGACAAGGGUCCUCAAGUGUUGAAUUCAGUUCGACCUGCUGGGCAGGCUCUUGUUGACGACUGGGAUUGCCUUAAAUCAAUGGUUAGAACAUUUGAGACUCAUUGCGGAUCACUAUCCCAAUAUGGAAUGAGACACAUGCGGUCUAUUGCCAACAUCUGUAAUGCUGGUGUGAAGAAAGAGCAGAUGGGCGAGGCUUCAGCCCAAGCCUGCGCUACUUCCCUUCCAUUUCUCGGAGCUCUCUCCACAGCCGGGAGUUGAAUUCUCUUCUAUAUGUUUGGCAUCUCAAUAUAUAGAAUAAAACUACAAAAAUAAUGUUCCAACAGCGUGUCGGUAUUGUAUGUAUUGUGGGCAUCGAUCCCUUGGAACAGAAUAAAACUUUUUGUUGCGCGGAUUCUGAGAGGAAAUUCUGUUGAUUAUUGAGUGAAAUGUUUAUGGGCAUAUGUAAAAUGAAGUCCAUAAAUGGAGGAGCAGUGUCAAUGCUCCUGCCCCUUUAGUUGGAAAUGCACUUUGAAUGGAUUGCAAUUUGCCUGCACACAAA